ACUUUACACAAAAACAAACGUGUGUGUGUGUGUGUCUGUCUGUCUGUCUGUGUGUGUAUACAGUGUGUGUGUGAAUCCUGACGUCUCGGUCUGUGUCUCUGCAGGUGUAGGAAGCUGAUGAAUCAUGGAGAGGCUGGUGUUGUAUGUGCUGGUGUUCGGCGCGCUGGUGAAGGCUCAGCAUUGUCCGGGUCGCUGCAUCUGUCAGACCAUCUCACCCACGCUCACACUCCUCUGUGCCAAAACCGGACUGCUGUUCGUGCCGCCGACCAUCGACCGCAAGACAGUCGAGCUCCGUCUGACCGACAACUUCAUCACCGCUGUCCGCCGCAAAGACUUCUUGAACAUGACGAGCUUGGUGCACCUCACUCUGUCCCGCAACACCAUCAGUCAGAUCGCGCCGCACGCUUUUGUGGGCCUGAAGUCUUUGAGAGCGCUGCACAUGGACGGUAACCGGCUAACGGUCAUCAACAGUGACCAGCUGAAGGGCUUGAUCAACCUGAGACACCUGAUCCUGGGCAAUAACCAGAUUCACCACAUCGAACCGUCCUCCUUCGACGAGUUUGUCUCCACCAUCGAGGACCUGGAUUUGUCCUACAACAACCUGAGGACGUUACCUUGGGAAGCCAUCGCCAGGAUGACCACCAUCAACACCUUAACGCUGGACCACAAUCUGAUCGACCACAUCGACCCCGGGACCUUCACGCUCCUCACCAAACUGGUGCGGCUGGACAUGACGUCCAACCGUCUUCAGACGCUUCCGCCGGACGCACUGUUCCAGCAGGCGCAGGUCCUGUCCGACCCCAAAAUGUCCAGCUCCUCCAAACUGACGGUGAGUUUCGGAGGAAACCCGCUGCACUGUAACUGUGAGCUGCUCUGGCUGCGGCGCUUGACGAGGGAAGACGACCUGGAGACCUGCGCUUCUCCUGAACACCUGAUGGACAAGUACUUCUGGUCCAUUCAAGAGGAGGAGUUCAUCUGUGAGCCGCCGCUCAUCACCAAACACCAGGUCACCAAACCCUACGUGAUGGAGGGACAGGGCGUGACUCUGAAGUGUAAGGCGAUGGGUGACCCCGAUCCCACCAUUCACUGGCGCUUUCCCGAUGGCAAACUGGUGCACAACAACUCUCGUACGAUCCUGUACGACAACGGCACGCUGGACAUCCUGAUCACCACGAUGAAGGACAGCGGCGGCUUCAACUGUGUGGCCUCCAACGCGGCCGGUAUCGCCACCGCAGCCGUGGAGGUCAACAUGAUCCCACUGCCGCUUUUUGUCAACAACUCGGGUCACAUGAGGGAGGCCGACCCGGGGCUCUCGGACAUCACCACCUCCACCAAAUCCGGCAGCAACGACACCAAACCACAAAACAAGAGGGUCGUCGUCGAAAACCUGACCGCAAACUCAGCGGUCAUCCACUGGCCAUCCGAGCGCCACAUUCCCGGGAUCAGAAUGUAUCAGAUCCAGUACAACAGCACCGUCGACGAAACCCUGGUGUACAGGUAAAAAAGACCUCUUCUUUAACCUAUACAUAAAACAGACAUGACUGAUGAAAUCCACGGCUCCUCAGAUGCCCAGU
Molecule: messenger RNA, 1574 nt
Organism: Carassius auratus (goldfish)
Lineage: Eukaryota; Metazoa; Chordata; Actinopteri; Cypriniformes; Cyprinidae
Product: leucine-rich repeat and fibronectin type III domain-containing protein 1
Exons: 2
Coding region: 125-1501 (458 amino acids)
Molecular function (GO): protein binding
Source: RefSeq, a predicted model, not a curated record